Acanthoscelides obtectus is the source of this 1797-nucleotide messenger RNA. The record is from the annotation of a GenBank genome assembly. Lineage: Eukaryota; Metazoa; Arthropoda; Insecta; Coleoptera; Chrysomelidae.
AGAAGAAGAAGUCAGAGAUGAACUCUUGACAUCAUAAUGACACUGACACGUUUUUGUCAGUUGUAAUAACAUUUUUGAACUACUUCUUUGCAUCCAAACUGGAACACCUUUGAGAAAAUGCCUCCAACUACAACAGGAAAGUUUCAUUCCCGUACGAAACCUUUUAAACAGGGUGGUCAUCACAGUAUAGAACAAUGCCCCCAGAAGGUGAAUGGCCAAUACAUCCACAACAGGCCCCAAAAAGCCACAGAGGGUAAGCCUGUGGUGAAACUGUACGACCAAUCAGGCCAGAGAGAACUGAUAAUACCAAACAGAUCACCCAUAGACAGGCCAGUAGUUGUACCAGACAGAGAAUUUGAUCGUUUGAAAAAACAAUCCACUGUGAUCACACUACAAGACAAAAUAGCAAUGCUCGAAGCAGCUGAACGAGAAAAAAGUAAGUUGCAAAUGGAGAGCGUAAAGAGAAAAGAAGCUUUGCAUAAGGCGCAGAAGAUCCAGAAAGCUGCACCUGGAAGCAAGUUAGAUACUGCAGAAACGCAGGCUGCUGACAAGAAUCUAUACCUCUUGAAUCGGUCUAAAGAGUUACUUAUAGAGCAAGAUGAUAGAGUAAAAAAUGCUAACAGGGUGAUCUUAGCAACCAAGUGUAGAGCUAUUAGACGUGCUCAGAUUGAAGAGAAAGAACUAAUAGCAAGACAGUUACGAGAAGAAGAGAUGAGACUGGACAUGAUGAUGGAGCAACGAAGGCAGAAGCUCAUGUCUAUCGAAGAAAAGAAAAGAGAGGAAGAAGAAAAAAAGAAAAAACAGUAUGUUUCUGAAGUUACGCGUCAAAUCAAAGAGAACGAGAUCGGUAGGCUUCUUGAGGCUGAGAAGAUUGAAGAAGAAAGCAAGAUGUUGAACAGAGCCUUGAUAGCUCUACAGAAAGAAGAAGAGGAAAAGCAGAAGAGGAGAUACGAAGCACAACAGAAAAUCAGAAAGGAAUUCGCGAAGGCUGACGCUGAAGUUCAACAUUACAAGAAACUAAGAGAAGAAGAGAACAAGAUCGCAGCCAUGAGAAUAGAAAAGUUCAUGAGAGAAAAGCAAGAAAGGGAAGAGGCUAGAGAAAAAGAGCAAGAAGCUAUCAAGGUUCAAAAAGAGAAGGAAAUAGCUGCGAUGAGAGCAGCUCAAGAGAAAGCCAUGGAUUCUCAAGCUAUGAUGGAUGAGUUGAACGCCAUGAGAUGGCAAGAAGAAAAGGAGAGAGAAUGGAGGGAGCAAGAGAAAGCCAAAGCACGGAAGAGACAGCAAGCAUUGGAUGAUCUUAGAGUGGCUCGAAGACAGCAAAUCGAGGAUAUCAGAAAGGCCCAAGCCGUUGCUUUGGCAAGAGACGAAGAGGAUUUCAAGAAGGUUGCGACAGUGCAGAAAGAACUUCAUGAGAAAGACAAGGAGAAGCAGAGAAAGAAGAAAGCGCAGAUAGAGAAUCAUAGAAAGGAACUGUUGAAGCAAAUCAAUGAAAAGGAAAGGGAAAGAAUCUAUUAUCAACAGGAGAAGUUUGAAGACGGUACAGCGCAGAGAUUGGAGAUUGAAAUUCGUGAUAGGAAUGUGGAAGAGUACCUUAAAAACAAGGUGAAAGGUUUGAAGGAUAUGAAUAUUCCUGAAAAGUAUGUAGCUGAUAUUGAACGGCAAUUGAAGCUGAAAAAGUGAAUGAGGACUUUUCUCGUGAAAAACUAUAUUGUCAUGUUGUCGAUGUAAUAUUCUUUACUGAUAUACAAGAAGUACUAUACACAUGAUGUAUUUGUGAUUUAAUAUAUAAUAUCAAUGUUU